Messenger RNA from Paramuricea clavata, 351 nucleotides. The record is from the annotation of a GenBank genome assembly. NCBI's taxonomy places the organism in Eukaryota, Metazoa, Cnidaria, Anthozoa, Malacalcyonacea, Plexauridae.
AUGUACGAUGAAAAGCGGCCAAGCAGUCGUAAAGUAAUAAAACUGCUUAAGUGCGUUCCAGCUAAUGAUGCUGAAAACCAAUGUUUGGAUCACUUAAAACGGUACAUUAAGUCUUUACAGGGUCAGUCUUUAACACGGUUUCUUCAAUUCACUACAGGUAGCGACAUUAUUGUAACUGAACAGAUUAAGGUUGAUUUUGUAGCUGCCCAGGGUUUCGCGAGGCGGCCAAUUGCAUAUACCUGUGCGCCUCUGUCAGAGCUACCAAGUACAUAUCAGUGUUAUAAUGACUUAGCUGAGCAGUUUAGUAACAUCUUAGCUGAUAAAUUGUCAUGGGCAUUUGAUAUUGUUUAA